Molecule: messenger RNA, 20026 nt
Organism: Coregonus sp. 'balchen'
Lineage: Eukaryota; Metazoa; Chordata; Actinopteri; Salmoniformes; Salmonidae
Source: the annotation of a GenBank genome assembly
AUGUCAUCACUGCUGCCUGGCCUGCGGGAUGGUAAUGUAGAGGGCUCCAGCUGUGGCCUCUGCAACCCCCAGGAGGCUUUACCCCCCCCCCCCCCCCCCCCCCCCCCCUUGAGGUGUUGCCUAGUGACAACACUGCCGCUGACCAAGUCCCCCCACAGUCUCCUUAGCAUGUCAUGAGCCACCUACUGUAGCCCCUCAGUAAGACAAGCACCAUGUGUAACCCAGUGAAUAAUUUAACCAGCUAUGAUUUAUGGGCUGAAAAUGAGGAGCUCCUGAUUUAUCCCUUAUGCAUUCUUAAAACGUGCGUUACUUAAGUGAUAAUGCCCGAGAAGAUGGUGUUUGUUGGAUAUAUUGGCACGGUGUUAAAAUAAAAUAAAUAAAUAAAUAAUUGGUCAUUUAGCAGACGCUCUUAUCCAGAGCGACUUACAGGAGCAAUUAGGGUUAAAUGCCAUGCUCAAGGGCACAUCGACAGAUUUUUCUCUUAGUGGGCUCGGGGAUUAGAACCAGCGACCUUUCGGUUACUGGCACAACGCUCUUAACCACUAAGCUACCUACCGCCCGUCGAGGUUCUACAAACCGUGCCAAUAUAUCCAACAAACACCGGCUUCGAGGGCAUUAUCACUUUUAUACAACGGGUUACCAACAUAUUAAAAUAAUGAUUGACACAUUUUCAUUAACGUUAUUUUUAUCAAUUUAUUCGUACUAUUUCAUUCUUCCACAAGAUAUAGUCCCGACACAAAUCUAGGGUUGCUAGAGACGCGACCCAGUCAUUGGUUAUUUUUGUUCUGUAUCUAUGGACGCGACCCAGUCGUUCGUUCUAAAUGUUCCAUUGCCAUACUGGCUGGCAACGUUAUUAUCCCUUGCUUGCUAGCUAGCCAACUACGGCUAAUUUACAGUUAAGUCAAAGAUUUAAGACAGAAUAACAGCCAGCAAAAUAGCUGCACUUGUAUUUGUUUAAGCUGUUUUCUAGUGACAUUUAUUUGCAUACAUCCAUAACAAUGAGCUAAUGAGGCGUGAUUUCGCCUGGCAUAGAGAAUGUGCUCACUCGUCAGGACACUGUUGUUCAGAGGAGCUAGCCAACAACACAGCUACAGUAACACAAUCACUUCAAACUGAACCUGGAAAGACUGCACAUUAGCUGCGUUUCGUUUUACCUUUUUUCAAUUUAAUUUUUUUUUGUAUAUCCAUAAAAGUUAUUCCAACUGAUUCAUGAUUUCGACUGGCUGAGAAACGCUGCCUGCCUUUCUGUCUCAUUCCAGUCAGGCACUUAAUAAACUUGAUCUCCACUAUAAAAAGCAUCUAGACAUUAUCUCACAUUUUCUUAUAGACUACAUUUAAUUUUCAACAGUGGAGAUUUGUAUAAACCUUGCUGUCUGUCUCUCCGACAUUUGCAACAUUGUUUCAAUAUUCAAAUUCGAUCUCCUGCUGUCCCAUAGUAUUGAACGUGUCGGGAGUCGGGACGAGACGGAAAGGCAGGCAGCAUUUGUCAGCCAGUCGAAAUCAUGAAUCAGCUAGCAUAAUUUUUUUGGAUAUAUAAUUUUUUUUUGGAGAAAAGGUACAACGAAACGCAGCUAAUGUGCAGUCUUUCCAGGUUCAGUUUGAAGUGAUUGUGUUACUGUAGCUGUGUUGUUGGCUAGCUCCUCUGAACAACAGUGUCCUGACGAGUGAGCACAUUCUCUAUGCCAGGCGAAAUCAGGCCUCAUUAGCUCAUUGUUAUGGAUGUAUGCAAAUAAAUGUCACUAGAAAACAGCUUAAACAAAUACAAGUGCAGCUAUUUUGCUGGCUGUUAUUCUGUCUUAAAUCUUUGACUUAACUGUAAAUUAGCCGUAGUUGGCUAGCUAGCAAGCAAGGGAUAAUAACGUUGCCAGCCAGUAUGGCAAUGGAACAUUUAGAACGAACGACUGGGUCGCGUCCAUAGAUACAGAACAAAAAUAACCAACUACUGGGUCGCGUCUCUAGCAACCCUAGAUUUGUGUCGGGACUAUAUCUUGUUGAAGGAUUUAAUAGUACGAAUAAAUAGUGUUGUAUAAAAGUGAUAAUGCCCUCGAAGCCGGUGUUUGUUGGAUAUAUUGGCACGGUUUGUCGGCCCUCGACAAACCCCCGUGCCAAUAUAUCCAACAAACACCGGCUUCGAGGGCAUUAUCACUUAAAUAGACACCGGCUGGAAUGCGGUUUUAACCAAUAAGCAUUCAGGAUUAGACCCACCCGUUGUAUAAACGCUGAUAGGCUACACGCGGUGGGUGGAACGAGUGUCUUCUACAAUUUCUGUAGAGGAAUUUCUCCCCUCACUGACUCCCUGGACAGUCACUCUGUUCAGGUACAGUGCCUAGUGAAAGUAUACACAGCUCUUGCACAGUCUUCACAUUUUGCUGCCUUAAAAUGAAAUACAAAACGUGAUUUCAAUUGUUUGUCUUUUUUUUGUGUGGAUAAAUGUUGCCCUAAGAGUUGUUCAAAGUUGCUAGAAUCUUAUUCAAAAUUAUUCAGAGCUGUAAUGGCUGCCAAAGGUGCUUCCACCAAGUAUUACCUCUGGGGUGUGAAGAUGGAUACAAAAUCAAGACAUGUUUUUUAUUUUGUAUUAAUUUGCAACAUUUUCAAUAACUUUUCUUCCACUUUGAAAAUGUGGAGUAGGUUGUGAAGAUUGGUAGGAAAAUUCCCUUUUUGGAUUUAAUUUUGAAGGUCCAAUGCAGAGGUUUUUAUCUCAAUAUCAAAUCAUUUAUGGGGAACAAUUAAGUACCUUACUGUGAUUGUUUUAAAUUAAAAUGAUCAAAAAUAGCUUGUUAAAAAAAAAAGUGGGUGAGGGGAAAACAGAACAUUUGCUGUUAUUGGCAGAGAGGUUUGGAACUCCCUUAUUGAUCUGUUAAUUUACCACAUGGUGAUGUCACCAUGGAAGCCCAAAACUGCUUCCCACCAAAACAGGCUGACAUUUCAGGUGGUCUUUUCAAACAGCUCUUACACUAAAAGGGCGCUGACAUUUCAGGUGGUCUUUUCAAACAGCUCUUACACUAAAAGGGCAUUUUAGUAUAAUUUUCACAAUUUCACAGUAUUAUUCCAACCUCAGUGUGGAAAUAUAUAUAAAACAUAGGAAAAUCAUGUUUUUGACUGCACUGGGCCUUUUUAAGGUAGCAAAAUGUGAAGACUGUACAAGGGUGUGUAGACUUUCACUAGCGACUGUAUUGUUCUGUGUAAUUCAUGGAGAGGCACCAGACCAGGCUGAUGUUUCUCAGUCUGUGUGUGGGGAGCUACUCCCCUGGCCCCCUGCUCCCCAGGACAGGGAAACAGAGUGCUGGGUUCAGUGGAGACUGGAGAGGGGGCAGGGGGAAAGACGGGUCUCUGGAUUCCUCCUCCAUUCAUCCCUGAAGAGCAAUUGGAGCCAGAGCGUUUUAUGUACUGCAUGCCUGAAGAGCACCACAGCAUAGCACUGUACUACAGGAGCAUCUCUCCAGAGGGACUACUUUAUCAAAGAGAACAAGGGACUACUUUAUCAAAGAGAACCAUGCCUUUGUGUUGCUCCUGGGAACAACAGAUGAGAGCGCAGGAAUAUCACACUGUGCCAGUUUAGCUGUGUCUGUCUGACCAACUUUAUCUAGUAUCUCUGUCUCAGUGGAGAAUCUGACUGACGGAAAUUAACUGAGCUAUCUAAUCUCUGUCUCUGAACGUCUGUCUCCUCUCACCUCUCACCUCUCAGGAACCUGGUGAAGAAGUACUGUCCCAAGCGCUCCAAAGACGAUGAACCUAGGUGAGUAGAGUAGACCUAGUUUCAUUAAAUAGUUAACCUGUGAGCGGUAUCCGCUUUACACCACACACACAUGGCCUUCCCACUAGACCUGCCACCAACAAACACGGGCUGCCAUGGCAACCCAGCACUUUUAAAGGUUUAAUUGCUUCCAUAGAAUAGAGUAAGAGAGUUAGAGCUGUGAAGGAUAUCUGGCUCUGACGUAUGGUCACAGUGCUUGGCCACUCCACGGUGACAUUAUUGGCUGCUAAUGCACAGGAAUGAUCUCAAAAGAGAGGGCUGGGGGGGAGGGGGAGAGCGAUAGAGGCACAGAGAGAGAGAGACGGGGGUACAGCGAGAGAGAGAGAGGGGCACAGCGAGAGAGAAAGAGAGAGAGCGAAAGAGAGGCACAGUGAAAACAAUGUACUGAGCAAAUGUCAAAUUGGCUUUUUGCCAAAUUACCGUACGACAGACCACGUAUUCACCCUGCACACCCUAAUUGACAAACAAACAAACCAAAACAAAGGCAAAGUCUUCUCAUGCUUUGUUGAUUUCAAAAGCUUUUGACUCAAUUUGGCAUGAGGGUCUGCUAUACAAAUUGAUGGAAAGUGGGGUUGGGGGAAAAAUAUACGACAUUAUAAAAUCCAUGUACACAAACAACAAGUGUGCGGUUAAAUUGGGCAAAAAACACACACAUUUCUUUCCACAGGGCUGUGGGGUGAGACAGGGAUGCAGUUUAAGCCCCACCCUCUUCAACAUAUACAGUGAGGGAAAAAAGUAUUUGAUCCCCUGCUGAUUUUAUACAUUUGCCCACUGACAAAGAAAUGAUCAGUCUAUAAUUUUAAUAGUAGGUUUAUUUGAACAGUGAGAGACAGAAUAACAACAAAAGAAUCCAGAAAAACGCAUGUCAAAAAUGUUAUAAAUUGAUUUGCAUUUUAAUGAGGGAAAUAAGUAUUUGACCCCCUCUCAAUCAGAAAGAUUUCUGGCUCCCAGGUAUCUUUUAUACAGGUAACGAGCUGAGAUUAGGAGCUCUCCCUUUAAGAGUGUGCUCCUAAUCUCAGCUCGUUACCUGUAUAAAAGACACCUGUCCACAAAAGCAAUCAAUCAAUCAGAUUCCAAAAUCUGCACCAUGGCCAAGACCAAAGAGCUCUCCAAGGAUGUCAGGGACAAGAUUGUAGACCUACACAAGGCUGGAAUGGGCUACAAGACCAUCGCCAAGCAGCUUGGUGAGAAGGUGACAACAGUUGGUGCGAUUAUUCGCAAAUGGAAGAAACACAAAAUAACUGUCAAUGUCCCUCUGCCUGGGGCUCCAUGCAAGAUCUCACCUCGUGGAGUUGCAAGGAUCAUCAGAACGGUGAGGAAUCAGCCCAGAACUACACGGGAGGAUCUUGUCAAUGAUCUCAAGGCAGCUGGGACCAUAGUCACCAAGAAAACAAUUGGUAACACACUACGCCGUGAAGGACCGAAAUCCUGCAACGCCCGCAGGGUCCCCCUGCUCAAGAAAGCACAUAUACAGCCCCGUCUGAAGUUUGCCAAUGAACAUCUGAAUGAUUCAGAGGAGAACUGGGUGAAAGUGUUGUGGUCAGAUGAGACCAAAAUCGAGCUCUUUGGCAUCAACUCAACUCGCUGUGUUUGGAGGAGGAGGAAUGCUGCCUAUGACCCCAAGAACACCAUCCCCACCGUCAAACAUGGAGGUGGAAACAUUAUGCUUUGGGGGUGUUUUUCUGCUAAGGGGACAGGACAACUUCACCGCAUCAAAGGGACGAUGGACGGGGCCAUGUACCGUCAAAUCUUGGGUAAAAACCUCCUUCCCUCAGCCAGGGCAUUGAAAAUGGGUCAUGGAUGGGUAUUCCAGCAUGACAAUGACCCAAAACACACGGCCAAGGCAACAAAGGAGUGGCUCAAGAAGAAGCACAUUAAGGUCCUGGAGUGGCCUAGCCAUUCUCCAGACCUUAAUCCUAUAGAAAAUCUGUGGAGUGAGCUGAAGGUUCGAGUUGCCAAACGUCAGCCUCGAAACCUUAAUGACUUGGAGAAGAUCUGCAAAGAGUAGUGGGACAAAAUCCCUCCUGAGAUGUGUGCAAACCUGGUGGCCAACUACAAGAAACGUCUGACCUCUGUGAUUUCCAACAAGGGUUUUGCCACCAAGUACUAAGUCAUGUUUUGCAGAGGGGUGAAAUACUUAUUUUCCCUCAUUAAAAUGCAAAUUAAUGUAUACAAUUUUUGACAUGCGCUUUUCUGGAUUUUUUUGUAGUUAUUCUGUCUCUCACUGUUCAAAUAAACCUGCCAUUAAAAUUAUAGACUGAUCAUGUCUUUGUCAGUGGGAAAACGUACAAAAUCAGCAGGGGAUCAAAUACUUUUUUCCCUCACUGUAUAUCAACGAAUUGGCAAGGGCACUAGAACAGUCUGCAGCACCCGGCCUCACCCUACUAGAAACUGAAGUAAAAUGUCUGUUUGCUGAUGAUCUGGUGCUUCUGUCACCAACCAAGGAGGGCCUACAGCAGCACCUAGAUCUUUGUCACAGAUUCGGCCAUAACUAAUGAUGGUGUUCCAAAAAAGGUCCAGUUGCCAGGACCACAAAUACAAAUUCUAUCUAGACACCGUUGCCCUAGAGCACACAAAAAACUAUACAUACCUCGGCCUAAACAUCAGCGCCACAGGUAACCUCCACAAAGCUGUGAACGAUCUGAGAGACAAGGCAAGAAGGGCCUUCUAUGCCAUCAAAAGGAACAUAAAACUUGGCAUACCAAUUAGGAUCUGGCUAAAAAUACUUCAAUCAGUUACAGAACCCAUUACCCUUUUAUGGUUGUGAGGUCUGGGGUCCGCUCACCAACCAAUAAUUCACAAAAUGGGACAAACACCAAAUUGAGACUCUGCAUGCAGAAUUCUGCAAAAAUAUCCUCAGUGUACAACGUAUAACACCAAAUAAUGCAUGCAGAGCAGAAUUAGGCCAAUACCCGCUAAUUAUCAAAAUCCAGAAAAGAGCCGUUAAAUUCUACAACCACCUUAAAGGAAGCGAUUCCCAAACCUUCCAUUACAAAUACAUCACCUACAGAGAAAUGAAUCUGGAGAAGAGUCCCCUAAGCAAGCUGGUCCUGGGGCACUGUUCACAAACACAAACAGACCCCACAGAGCCCCAGGACAGCAACAUAAUUAGGCCCAACCAAAUCAUGAGAAAACAAAAAGAGAAUUACUUGACACAUUGGAAAGAAUUAACAAAAGAAACAGAGCAAACUAGAAUUCUAUUUGGCCCUAAACUGAGAGUAUACAGUGGCAGAAAACCUGACCACUGUAACUGACCCAAACUUAAGGAAAGCUUUGACUAUGUACAGACUCAGUGAGCAUAGCCUUGCUAUUGAGAAAGGCCGCCUUAGGCAGACUUGGCUCCCAAGAGAAGACAGGCUAUGUGCACACUGCCCACAAAAUGAGGUGGAAACUGAGCUGCACUUCCUGACCUCCUGCCAAAUGUAUGACCAUAUUAGAGACAUAUAUUUCCCUCAGAUUACACAGACCCUCAAAGAAUUCAAAAACAAACCCAAUUUUGAUAAACUCUCAUAUCUAUUGGGUGAAAUACCGCCGGGUGCCAUCACAGCAGCAAUAUUUGUGACCUGUUGCCACAAGAAAAGGGCAACCAGUGAAGAACAAACACCAUUAUAACCCAUAUUUAUGUUUAUUUAUUUUCCCUUUUGUACUUUAACUAUUUGCACAUAAUGACAUUUGAAAUGUAUUUUCUUUUAGAACUUUUGUGAGUGUAAUGUUUAUUGUUGUUUAUUAUCUAUUUCACUUGCUUUGGCAAUGUAAACAUAUGUUUCCCAAGCCAAUAAAGCCCUUAAAUUGAAUUGAAUUGAGAGAGAGGCGCAGAGAGAGAGAGAGAGAGGCGCAGAGAGAGAGAGCGAGGGAGAGGCGCAGAGAGAGGGAGAGAGAGGCGCAGAGAGAGAGAGAGAGGGAGAGGCGCAGAGAGAGAGGCGCAGAGAGGGAGAGAGAGCUGCCUUUAGCCUCACAGCACUGAUAUUUACAGGGGACAUAUUUAGGACAGGCCAUGGUUGGGACAACACCCUCUGAAUUCUCUGAAACCAUUCCCCUAAUGAAUUACAUUAUCCCUGCAUCAUUUGGCCCUGUGUCCUAACUCCUAACACUGGUGCUGUAACAGGACAGGGAGAGGAUGGGUGGAGGGAGGGAGUGGGGCCCCUGGGGCCCUCUAAGGGAUACAUAACAUAUGUCGCGGUCUCUCCUUCCGUGGUCCUUCCUCAGUGGAUGUGUGUGGGGGAUGGAGGUUUGGGAGAAUUCUAAUAAAGUAAGAUGGUAACGUCCCUAAGGCGGAGGUUGGCCUGUUUUCAAUCUCAACACAGAGGCCAGUGUUAUUGGACUUCCAGCUCCCACUAGGUAUCCUCCUCUGUCUGUGUGGUACACUCAGAGCCUAAAUCCAGACUAGUACUAUAUUAUAGAUGUGGCCUUAACCACUGCUAUCUAAGGGGUUCACAGCAUGGAUCUCUCUUUCGUUCUAUCCUUACAAAGUUAUCUUGCUAAUACCCUGGUUUUCUGUACCCUAGGGCCGAGGCCAGUAUACAUGCUUAGAUUAAGUGUUAAGUACCCUGACCUGUCCUUUGUUCAGGUUCUCGUCGUGCGUGUCGUUCUACUCCAUCCUGAACGAGCUGAAUGACUAUGCGGGGCAGAGGGAGGUGGUGGCCGAGGAGAUGGGACACAAGGUGUAUGGGGAACUGAUGAGGUAUUCACAGGACCUCAAGUCAGAGAGGAAACAGGUGAGUGGCUUUACUGGUAGUGGUACACUAAUCCCUGGUAGAACGGAAUUACGGGCCUUCAUUAUGUACAGUUUGGUUAUUUUGUUUACGCUGUAGUGAGUGCGUUAUAAAUGUGUGUAUUGAGAUCCUCCUGUUCAUGUGUAUGUGUGUUGAUUUGUAUGUUUGUGUGUGUUGACUCCACAGCACCUCCAGGAGGGCAGGAAGGCCCAGCAGUAUCUGGACCAGUGUUGGAAACAGAUGGACAAUGUGAGUGUGUGAGAGGAGGGAGGGAAGGAGAGAAAGGAGGGAUAGAGGGAGGGCCACGGUAGCACAAAGGGGACAGGGAAGGCCCCUUGCAGGUUAGAGGGAGGGUGUGACACAUGGACCUCCAGCAGGGACCUGCUCCCCUCCGCCGACUGCCAGACUCCUAGUCCUGCUGGGCCACAUGCAAGAGAGGGCCAAUCUCCACUUAUCUACACAGUGCGCACAUACACACACAUACACUCACCACACAUUUAAAAUAGUGCGUACACAUAAACACACUCACACACACAGGAAGAUGCAUGCAUAAAAAAAGCAAGCGGGCGAGCACACACACACACUUUACGAGAGGAGCAUUCCUGCAUUUCAGGCCUUUUCAGUAUGCGAGGCUGGAUCAUUUUUGCAGCUUGUAUGAUUGCAGCCAGCUACAGCUUAAUCUCACAUUGAGAAUGGCAGUGUUGUAAUGCCUUAGGUAUUCCUCUUUGUCACAUAAUGCAACACAGAUGUUCUGGCAGGAGGAAAGCAUAUAUGCAUUUUUUGGGGGUUUUGUUAUCACUACUGCCUGUUAAUUUACCAUGUACAUAGUGCUACUAUCCUAACUAUGGCCUGUAGAGAUAGAACCGGGUUGCAGGAUUGACUAUUGCUUUUGAGAAGAAGUCAAUAUGUCUUGACUAGUAAUCUCAAUCUCCCAUUUGACUUUCUUAGAGCAAAAAGAAGUUUGAGCGGGAGUGCAAGGAGGCAGAGAAAUCACAGAUGAACUACGACCGGUUAGACAACGACAUCAACGCCACCAAGUCAGAGGUAGAAAAGGUAAGUCUUGACCUGGCUUGAGCCAUGACAUGUACACUACCUACACCCAUACACCUCGGAGGUUGUCAUUUGCUGUGUAAAUUGAGUGGUCCUGAAUUCUCCCUCUUGUCCAUUGCAGGCAAAGUCCCAGUUGUACCUGCGCACACACUCUGCAGACGAGAGUAAGAAUGAGUACGCUGCUCAGCUGCAGAACUUUAACGGGGAGCAGUGGAAACAUUUCAACGUGGCCAUUCCACAGAUAUUCAAGGUAAGCCACAGCCAGCCAUUCUCCUCCAGGCUCCAACUUCUGUCUCAUCCCCGAUUGGCAUGACAGAUAUCUUUGCUGUGAUUGCCUAACAGGAAAUCAAAAGGUCAGAGGUCAUUGUGUGUUUUCCGACCUCUCCAGAACCUGCAGGACAUGGACGAGAGGCGGACAGUGAAGCUGGGAGAGACGUACCGGAGCUUUGCCGACGUGGAGCGCAGAGUCGUCCCCAUCAUCGCCAAGUGUCUGGAGGGCAUGGUGACUGCUGCCAAGGCUGUGGACCAACGCAAGGUGGGUCUGGAGAAAGGUGCUAUAUAGCAUAGUGCCCUAUAGUUUGGGGCAGGGUGUGCACAAGACUAUCCUUUAGCACAGGGCACGGAGCGGAGGCAGCACGUGGCAUGGGUGGAGCAGGACCAGGACCAAUAGUUAGUCAUCCACCCAGCAGCCAGGCCAGCGGUGAGGCAAUUGCUCCCUGGGCUCUAUUAAAGCCAGCCUCGGGCAUCAGCCUCCUCCAGUGUUUAUGUGGCUGGCUGGUACUGGCAGGCAGAACCUCCUCUCUCCUCCUCACCCACAGGACUACAUACAGCCUGGCUGUUGCUGCUGUUGGAAGCAGCUGAGCAGAGCUGCUCCCAACUCUGUGUGACAUGUUUUCAUUUGAUUCUUAUUGAUGCACACAACGCGUGGUUUCCACCAGGGGCUGUACUGUACACUGUGGACAUGGUGUCCCAGAAAACAUCAUUUUAAAGAAAUGUCAGUCUGUAAUGUUUGAUGUUCACUAUCAUACAGUCUCACUCUCUUUCUCUCGUGUCUCUUACAGGACUCAGCGAUUGUAGUGGAGUCGUUUAAGUCAGGCUUUGAGCCUCCGGGGGACUACCCAUUUGAGGACUACAGUCAGAACCUCUCCCGGACGGGCUCAGACAACACCAUCAGCACCCCCAAGAACGAGGUGGGGGUCAAGCCAGACCCCAAACACUCCAUCAGCAAGACGGCCAAGAACAAACUGUGGCUCUUUGGGAAAAAGCCCAAGGUGAGAGAUCCAUCAUCACCUAAUACUAACACAUUCUCAUUGUUUCAGUGUUAAAUAACUUUUAUUUCUCUUUCUAUGUUUUUCUAUCAUAAGAGUGCACUGGUAGGUUUAUACCACAUUCGCCUAACACCCUUUUUAUUGACUUACAGUAGCUGGGUUUUGUUACAGUCACCUAAAUCUUACAUUCAAUCACUACACUUUGACCUACCAAAGGCCAAACCGUCUGUCUGUAAAUCUAUAACAUUUUUUUCGGUUUUUGUGUUAGUGGCUCACCAUUUCAAAUGACUUGUCUAGUCCAUUGAAAGGGUUGUUGGUGCUCAUAUUGACUCUGAUUUGCCUGCUGUUGUUUUGUCAUGUCCAUUCUUGUCUCUCACCUGAGGUUCUCUCAAAUGUCAUCUUGCGUAACCUGAGUUUCUCCUGCUGAGAUUUGUUUUGUGGGAUAAUACGUUGGAUAAACACUUGUUUACCACUUAUAUAGAAACAACACCUUGAGUUUAUGUUCAAUCAUUACAAUAUGCUCCAUGUUUUGAAAGUUGGGAGGUUGAUCACCCCUUUUUUGUUGUCCCCGUCUCCCCCCUCUUCUCCUCCCCCCCACCGCCCGACCUGGCUGUCGCCAGUCACUCUGUCUACUCAAUUUGCCAGUGACCCCAUAGCUUUGUCUGUCUGAAAUGAGAACGGUCAAACCCAGGAUAGUGUCUUUCAGGGGUCUUAAACGAAGGGUAAGGCUAAGAGCAUGUCAGUGUGUUUGGGUUUGCAGUGAGUUACCUUUUUUCUCUCUCUCUCUCUCUCUCUCCCUUCUCACCUUCUCUUCUCUCUGGUUUUGAAUCAGGUAGUUUUUCACUAGUAUGUUGAAAUCACAGGAUUCAAAUGCCAUGAUUGAGUGUGUUGUGUGUUGUGUGUAGGAAGCGAUAUUGAAGCUGUAGGUGGUUUAUGGAUAGGAGGCAGUGGUGGUGACAUGUCGAUGUGACAUGAAGGUCAACUGUACCUCGUCAUGAGCCAGCCAAAAUACUGUAUGAUGGCUACACAGUCUAAUGAAUGUCACAAGGUGGUAUUCCUGUGCCAGACCAUUGAUUGUGUGUCACCCCUGUGUGUCUGUCAUUGGUUUCUGGCUGAAGGACUUGGUUUAAUUUCCUUAAUGGAUGGCUGAGGUGAUUCAUGGUGCUUCUGCAGUAAAGAGACAGACUUCCUGGAAACAACCCUCUCUCUGUGCUCUAAAUGGCAUCACAUCAUCUAAAAAUGGCUUUUAAGAUGUCAACUAGUUUUUAGUGGAAAUAAAAGUAUAUCUUGAGAACAGUGUAUUCUCCUUGGAGGAUAGCCUUUCCGAUACAUGAUACAGCACAUUAUAUGCAGCAUCAAGAUAUCCAUUCAGUCAAUUAAUAUAAAUAACACAGAUUAUGUAACAUUGUGACGAGGAUAACUUCACCCAGAUUGACACACUAAAUGUGCUCAUCAGAUUGUGCCUACCUUUGUCCUUAACAAUUUUGGGUAACUUUGUUCCCAAGAGAAAAUAGUCACAUCCUUGUGAUAGUGUGUUGCUCUGCUGUUAGUUACCAUAGUAACCUACAUGAGCCACAUACAUGUUGACAACCAUUCAAACCUUUUUUGUCUUUUCUUCUAUUGGUUUAUUUGAACCAAAACUUACACAGUGGUCAGUGAAGGUGAGUGGUGUGAUGUCUUGACUGCCAUAGCUAGUUGUGCAUAUGUGUCCCAUCUUGUGGAGUUCUAUAGCACAAGUCUAGUGUUAGAGACAGUUCUUGAGUGAGGUUUUCAAACCUAUUCUUUCCCUGGACUCUCCUAGUGUUAUUCUCUUAGGUUCUUGCUGUGAGAAGGUUUCUAGAUGAAUGACUGUCAUUGUGACUAGACAGUGUACUGAUGUGAUUUCAGGCUCCAUCACUGGAGGACUUCAGCCAUCUGCCUCCAGAACAGAGACGCAAGAGGCUCCAGGCUAGGAUAGACGAGCUCAGCAAAGAACUACAGAAAGAAGUGGACCAAAGGUAGGCCAUGGGAACACUUUAACACUGCAUUCUGUCUUUUAUAUUGUCCAUGUUUCUGCUCCGUUAGUAUUUCAGUGUCAUUUGUUAAGUUGUUUAUGUACAAUGUGUUCACAUUGUGACUGUGUCUGUGUAUCCAGAGAUGCACUGAACAAGAUGAAGGAUGUCUAUGAGAAGAACCCUCAGAUGGGCGACCCCCAGAGUCUCCAGCCCAAGAUCUCAGAGACCAUGUGCAACAUGGAGAAACUGCGCUCCGAGAUCCACAAGAAUGAGGUAUGUCUUCCCAGCCAAGAGCCCUGGAGCCCCAGCCAGAGAGAGGAGGGGAAUGGAGGGGAGCCUUCACAGCACAUCUGGAGACAUAGUGACGGGGCUGAGGAUUACUGUGCUGAGUUAUCCCCCUCUGGAGGAUGACUAUAUGCACUGCUUCUCUUUGUCAACAGCACACUGGGUAGAACAGGAUAUGACUGCCAGAGGAUGUGAGCUGAGCGGAGUGUGCCCAAUUUGACUGGAGCACGGAACGAGAUUCCCAAAGGCUGGAGCGUCGGCCUUCUCGCCCGCUCCAGUAGCGCUCACUUCAACAGCUCAGGGCAUGCCCGGCCCAGCAUGCAUUUGUAGUCUACUUGUGUGGUGCUAUAGCCCCUUGCUUUAGCUACUGUCAUGGAGUUUGCUAAAUAUUUUCAUAAAGAAACUGAUAAAACACACAUGUGCUAAAUCAAGGUGACUUACAACGAUGAGGACCAAGCGCAAGAGAGGAAGUGUGGUGAUGUAGUGUCCAUAACUAAAUAAUCAUUGUGGAAUCUGAAAAGACACGUAUCCCGAAAGCAUGAUGGUGUACUUACUACAUGCACAUGCUAAAAUAAAGGAACGAGGUGGGUAGAUAACUGUGUCAUUGUAGCAAUGUAUUUAUAAACUAAAAAUCAGAUCUCUUAAACGUUUUGUUCAUUUUUGUUCUAUUACAGUGGGGGAAAAAGGUAUUUAGUCAGCCACCAAUUGUGCAAGUUCUCCCACUUAAAAAGAUGAGAGAGGCCUGUAAUUUUCAUCAUAGGUACAAGUCAACUAUGACAGACAAAUUGUGGAAAAAAAAUCCAGAAAAUCACAUUGUAGGAUUUUUAAUGAAUUUAUUUGCAAAUUAUGGUGGAAAAUAAGUAUUUGGUCACCUACAAACAAGCAAGAUUUCUGGCUCUCACAGACCUGUAACUUCUUCUUUAAGAGGCUCCUCUGUCCUCCACUCGUUACCUGUAUUAAUGGCACCUGUUUGAACUUGUUAUCAGUAUAAAAGACACCUGUCCACAACCUCAAACAGUCACACUCCAAACUCCACUAUGGCCAAGACCAAAGAGCUGUCAAAGGACACCAGAAACAAAAUUGUAGACCUGCACCAGGCUGGGAAGACUGAAUCUGCAAUAGGUAAGCAGCUUGGUUUGAAGAAAUCAACUGUGGGAGCAAUUAUUAGGAAAUGGAAGACAUACAAAACCACUGAUAAUCUCCCUCGAUCUGGGGCUCCACGCAAGAUCUCACCCCGUGGGGUCAAAAUGAUCACAAGAACGGUGAGCAAAAAUCCUAGAACCACACGGGGGGACCUAGUGAAUGACCUGCAGAGAGCUGGGACCAAAGUAACAAAGCCUACCAUCAGUAACACACUACGCCGCCAGGGACUCAAAUCCUGCAGUGCCAGACGUGUCCCCCUGCUUAAGCCAGUACAUGUCCAGGCCCGUCUGAAGUUUGCUAGAGUGCAUUUGGAUGAUCCAGAAGAGGAUUGGGAGAAUGUCAUAUGGUCAGAUGAAACCAAAAUAUAACUUUUUGGUAAAAACUCAACUCGUCGUGUUUGGAGGACAAAGAAUGCUGAGUUGCAUCCAAAGAACACCAUACCUACUGUGACGCAUGGGGGUGGAAACAUCAUGCUUUGGGGCUGUUUUUCUGCAAAGGGACCAGGACGACUGAUCCGUCUAAAGGAAAGAAUGAAUGGGGCCAUGUAUCGUGAGAUUUUGAGUGAAAACCUCCUUCCAUCAGCAAGGGCAUUGAAGAUGAAACGUGGCUGGGUCUUUCAGCAUGACAAUGAUCCCAAACACACCGCCCGGGCAACGAAGGAGUGGCUUCGUAAGAAGCAUUUCAAGGUCCUGGAGUGGCCUAGCCAGUCUCCAGAUCUCAACCCCAUAGAACAUCUUUGGAGGGAGUUGAAAGUCUGUGUUGCCCAGCGACAGCCCCAAAACAUCACUGCUCUAGAGGAGAUCUGCAUGGAGGAAUGGGCCAAAAUACCAGCAACAGUGUGUGAAAACCUUGUGAAGACUUACAGAAAACGUUUGACCUGUGUCAUUGCCAACAAAGGGUAUAUAACAAAGUAUUGAGAAACUUUUGUUAUUGACCAAAUACUUAUUUUCACCAUAAUUUGCAAAUAAAUUCAUAAAAAAUCCUACAAUGUGAUUUUCUGGAAUUUUUUUUCCUCAUUUUGUCUGUCAUAGUUGACGUGUACCUAUGAUGUAAAUUACAGGCCUCUCAUCUUUUUAAGUGGGAGAACUUGCACAAUUGGUGGCUGACUAAAUACUUUUUUUCCCCCACUGUAUCUAUACAAUAGACCAUAAUUGAUUUUGGCCCAAUAGGCCUGGCAUAUUCCCACUUUAAAGGAGCUUUCCCUUUUGAUUGGGUUAUUUUGCCUAAAAACCUUUAGACCUACCUAUAGAAAAAGAAAAAGCAACUCUGCAUCUCUGCCCAGCCUGCCAAGAGUGGCCAAAAGGGGUGUUUAGCAUCCCCAGUGGCUCUGCAAGCAUGGCAAGGAUAUCCUCCGCUGCUGGCCGGCUCUCCAGGCACCAUCGCAUGAGCCUGAAGCCACAGACUGGCCAAACUCGUGUUUCUAAAAAUAAAUUCAAAGGCACUGUAGACUAAACCUAAUAAGGCAUUUUUUGUUUAAUUUGUAUUUAAUUCUAAAUAGUCACAGCCUAUAUGCGCAAUUUAUAGACUAUAAUGAUUUAAUACAACAAACUGUUGUUUAAAUGCUGAGCCCUUUAGGUCCCUACCAGCCUAGUGUGUUGCACUCGCAAAUGCUUCACAAUGUAUUUCUUUGUAGGCUAUAACCUUGAAAUAAUUGAAAUAAUAUAGCCUAAAUAAUUACUUUUAGGCUCCCUGUCUGGCUCCUGACCUAUUAAGAUUGUUUAUAUGCUGUUUAAUAUGACAUGUAGGCUAUUUUAAAUUAUGAGCACUUCUUACAUUCACCUUUUCCUGUUUAUUAAAAUACUUUUCAUUCAAACUUAUGGUUUGGUUUCAAUACUUCAAAACCAAAUGGUAGGUCCAGGUAGUCACAAAAAUAGAUGGGUGUUGGUUAAAUUGUGAUUUUAAUGAAUGGCGCGAAUUUGGAGCAGCAUUUUUUCCCCCUGUAAGCGCGGAGAGGUUUUUAGCGGAGAGGUUGGAAAGGACGGGGAGCAACACAAGCACCGCUCCAUGAGCGAUGUGCGGGAUUUCCGACCGCUCAACUCCGCUCACAUACUCUGAUGACUGCUUAGAUCUUCAGGGGGUUGCAUCUACUACACUAUAUUGAAAGACUGGCUGAAUGAUGGCAUAUCAAGGAUAGGAAUGAGUGUAUCCAUCGUGGGGUUGUGAACAGCAGUAUGACUGUUGUAUGACUGAUUCUCCCUUAAAUUCCUUCUCUCUCUCUCUCACCUCACAUACUCAGAGCUGGCUGUCAGAGGUGGAGGGGAAAGUGAGCACCAGAGGAGACCGAAGACCCAGUUCUGAUGUCAACCAUCACGCCCCCCAUGGCAGAGAGAGGUCAGAGGGCACACAAACACACGAGGACUGGUAUAGAUACUAUAAUGCGUAGUAGAGGGAGUCAUUGUAGUGAAACGGGUGCCCAUGGGCCAUAGCGUAAGUAGACAAAAAUGCUAGAUUCACCAGAUGUCUUUGUAUAGAAAUAGAAUGCCUCACAUUCUAGUUCUGUGUGUCUUAGAAUACUUAACAUGGGUGGAGUCGUAAUUGUUUUCUGUAAACCAAGAUGAGUCAGAAGGCUCAGUCACAGUCUGACUGGAGCAGAAUCCUACAGCUUGCGACUCACAAUGAGUUCAGUGAAAAGCGUGAGCUGGCACACACCCAAAAGAGUUAGUAGAGGUGCUGACUAACGUCGAGGGAACUGUAGGCUAUAAAAAUAAAGAGUUGCACACACUAUAUACACUGAGUGUACAAAACACUGAGUGUAACUUCUUUCCAUGACAUAGACUGACCAGAUGAAAUCCAGGUGAAAGCUAUGAUCCCUUAUUGAUGUCACCUGUUGAAUCUACUUCAAUCAGUGUAGAUGAAGGGGAAGAGAUGGUUAAAGAAGGAUUUGUAAGCCUUGAGACAAUUGAGACAUGGAUUGUGUAUGUGUGCCAUUCAGAGGGUGAAUGGGCAAGAAAAAAAUGUAAACAAAACAUUUAAGUGCCUUUGAACGGGGUGUGGCAGUUUGAGUGUGCCAAGAACUGCAACGCUGCUGGGUUUUUCACACUCUACCGUUUCCUGUGUGUAUCAAGAAUGGUCCACCACCCAAAGGACAUCCAGCCAACUUGACACAACUGUGGGAAGCAACAUGGGCCAGCAUCCCUGUGGAACGCUUUCAACACCCUGACGAAUUGAGGCUGUUCUGAGGGUUAAAAGGGGGUGCAACUCAAUAUUAGGAAAGUGUUCCUAAUGUUUUGUACACUCGGUGUAUACGCUUCCGGUAAUUUAUUGGGUAAACCACCAACGUUUUGGCAUCAUAGUACCUUCUUCAGGGUUACCAUGAGUUCACCCAUCUAAACCUAAGUGGCAGAGAUGGCACUGACUCUCUCAUCCAUCCCUUCUCCUCUUCUCUCCACCCUCUCUUCUCCUCCUUCUCCUCUUCUCUCCACCCUCUCUUCUCCUCCUUCUCCUCUCUUCCUCCAGCCCUGAGGGCAGUUACACAGACGUCCCCAACCAGGAGCACCGCAGCCCCCCUCACCAGCCAGACCCCCGACAGGCCCACCAGCCAGACGAGUUUGAUGAUGAGUUUGACGAUGACGACCCGCUCCCAGUCAUUGGCCACUGCAAAGCACUCUACUCCUUUGACGGUACAGCACAGCAGAGCCAGUGGUGCUCUCUAUGCAUUUCACUGUCUCACUAUGUGUAGUGACAGUAAUAGUGGUGGGGUGGGUAUUCUGACUAGCGAUACGGACUCGAACACUGGAGCAGUAUUUAGUAUUUGCAUGAAUGUGAAUAUGAAAUGUGAUAUGUGCUAUUCCUGUACAGUGUGGUUCCUUCCCUGUGUGCUAACAGUAUGUCUCUGUUGUGCUGUGCUGUUGACCCCCAGGUCAGAACGAGGGUACGCUGUUGAUGAAGGAGAACGAGGUGCUGUACAUCAUCGAGGAGGACAAGGGUGACGGCUGGACGCGAGCCAGGAAGCAGAGCGGAGAGGAGGGCUACGUGCCCACAUCCUACGUGGAGAUCACCAUGGAGAAGAACAGCAAAGGUGCAGUCACCUACAUCUGAUCUGACCACCUGCAUGGACUCCUCCUAUAUCAUAUCCCCUCUUCCUCCUCUGGGGAGUGCUGGUCAGAACAGCAGCCCCUCCUCUUUGUUCACUGUGUGAGCUCACGACAAACAAACACACCAGACAUCCUGGUAUUGUAGUGACCUCCCUGUACAGGAGCUCUGUAUCAAUUAAUUAAGCCAUGUGUGUCUGUAGGAGGAUGUAUCCAUAGCCACGCUCUAUGGCAAGGGGACUCCUCUCCCCUUAGGGCAGAUUAUUUUAUUUAAUAUUUCAGAAGUGACUUGUUUUUAGUUCAUGUGUCUUUUGUUUUUAGAAGGAGAUGUUAUAAUGCUCUACUGGUUUUAAGAUGCCACUGGGGACUCUUACUGAUUUUACCCAUUUGUAUUGUCUAUAUAUUAUCAGCCAUCUGUUGGGAGUCUCCUAUGUUAAGUGCUCUGCUCCACCUAUUAAGACAGGAAUGCAGUUAAACAGUCCUGGUAAGGACUGGCCUGUUCUGUGCCUGUAUGACUCAUACCUCCCACUAUGAUACUAUGCUUUAAGAUAAUUGUACACUCCUUCUCUCUUUGUGUGUGUGUGUCACAACAGUGGCACCCUCUGGUGGUCAGGGCUAUAUUACACCCAGAGGAGUAGUUCUACUGUCUUCUCUCUCUCUGUCCUAGUGGUGUGGGUGGUGGUGGGUGUCAGUGCUCUGUAGCCGGGUCAGUACAGUAACUUCUCUCUCUCUCCUGUUGGACUGCAGAUUCCUGAGUGGAGCAGUGUGGCGAGGUCUUUGGUGGAGGGUACAUGCAGUUGCUGAGUGGUGGAGCUAGUGGCAGACAGGGCUUGUCUUGGGCGGGCAGAGCAGGGGAGAGGAAGGGCUUGGCAGGUGUAGAGGCAGGUUGCAUGUUUGCAUGCACACAUCCAUGGCCAUUAACAUCAUUCCAUAGCAGCAGAUAAUCCUGAGGUAGUAGCUAUGCCUCUAUAGGAGGGGAGUGUUCUUCCUAAACUGUGUCCGUCUAACCACAGCACAGAGUAACCAUCCAACUGAAACAUAACAGUAAGAAUCAGGGACCGGGGAGGGGUCUUAGAGCUAGCAGCUUACACCAUCAUCAUUUAUAAUGAGAGAAAAGCAAGUAAUGCACUACUACACUACUCCUACACUACUACUCACCUCUGUUGUAUUUCUGCUCCGCAGACAACGCCCAGCACUAACAGCCUGUCUUGUUGUUGCGUUCUCAUUCCAUUGUUGGGAAUGCCUGCCUGACUGUGCCACUCUCCUGUGGUCGCCCUACCUUAACACGCUUCAGCAUGUCUGUAACAUGAACUGUCAUUCCUUCAUACAGGACUGGCCAUGAUGAAUGCAGCGUCUUGGAUGUAACUCUGUGGUCGCUCCCGCCGCCCAUUCAUUCACUUCUAAUCUUCCUGUAUGUCUUCUUCAUUCAUCAACGUUUAGCUUUUUUGUGUGUGUCUUGUUUUUGUUCUGUGUUGAUCGAAACGAUCCUAUCAUGCUGUUGCGUGUUGAAUGUCAUCUCUGUCAUGCUGUUGUUCAGUAACUCGUGGCGCCGCAUUGUCAGUCACUCAGGUCAGUGUAGGAGUAGGACUACUCUAGUCACAGACAGGCGGCCUGCCCAUCACGGUACCGCUUCAUCCCCUCCUCCUGCUCCUCCCUGCACCAGCACCAGACAAGAGGAAGGCUGCAGGGGGGGUGCAGUGACAUCGGCGCACCAGCAGAGGGCCCUCCUCCCUCACCAGUCAGUCACCACACAGGAGCUCAGGCUCAGGCCAGGAAACCUGGAGGCUGA